AUGGCGUCAUCUUUCUUUUCUGAUUUUGGCCUGAUGUGGUACCUGCAGGAGCUCAGGAAGGAUGAGUUCAGAAAAUUUAAGGAGCUCCUCAAGCAGGAGCCUCUGCAGCUUGGACUCAAUCUCAUUCCCUGGACUGAAAUAAAGAAGGCAACACGGGAAGAUCUUGCAAACCUUCUGAUGACGCAUUACAGAAAACAGCAAGCAUGGAAUGUGACUUUCAACAUCUUUAAAAAGAUGAAUAGAAAAGAUCUCUGUGAAAAGGCCAAGAAAGAGAUUACAGGACACACAAAAUUGUACCAAACACACAUAAAGGAGAAAUUCAACAACAUGUGGCUCAGAGAAUCUAUCCCCAGGGGUCAAGAUUACUUAAAUCCUAUACUCACCCAGAAAGAAUGUGGAAACUUGGAACUUUUUUUUGCUCCCAAGAAAACUGGGAAACAGGCACGGACAGUGCUUCUCAAAGGAGUUCAAGGGGUUGGGAAGACAACAUUCAUGAUCAGGCUGAUGUUGACCUGGGCAGCAGGCAAGCUUUUUCAGGAGAGAUUCUCCUACGUUUUCUACCUAUGCUGCCGGGAAAUGAAGCAGUUGGAAGAGGCAAGCUUGGUUACAUUAAUCUCUAGAGAGUGGUCUGACUCCUCCGCUCCUGUCGUGGAGAUCCUAUCCCAACCAGAGACAUUGUUGUUUAUCAUUGACAGCUUUGAAGAACUGCAGUGCGAUCUGAGCGAACCCGAGUCGGAUCUGUGCAGCGACUGCACCGAGAAGUUGCCAUUCUGGGUGCUCCUGGGCAGCUUGCUGAGGAAGAAGAUGCUGCCCGAGUCCUCCCUGCUCAUAGUUGCUUCACCUGUGUACUUCCUGGAAGUUGAGGAUAGGUUGAAGUGCCCAGAAAUUAAAUCAUUCAUGGGACUCAGUGAGACCGAUAAGAAGAUCUUUUUCUGCUCUAAUUUUCAAGACCGGAGUACAGCCACAGAAGCCUUGGAUUUCGUGAAAGAAAACGAACAUUUGUUUGCCAUCUGCCAAAUCCCCGCCCUUUGCUGGGUUGUGUGUACUUGUCUGAAGCAGGAAAUGGAAAAGGGGAAUGACCUGGCCCUCAACUGCUGGGGUGCCACCUCUCUUCUUAGCACUUUCAUCUUUAACCUGUUCACACCCAAGGGGGCUAGCUGUCCAGACAAGCAAGGCCAACGCCAGUUGAAGGGCUUGUGUUCCUUGGCCGCAGAGGGCAUGUGUACUGACAGGUUUUUGUUCAAUAAAGAGGAUCUAAGGAGAAAUGGGUUACUUGGUUCUGACCUCUCUACGUUGCUGGACAUAAAGGUUCUUAAGAAAUAUAGGGAGGAAGAGAGCUCCUACAUGUUUCUCCAUGUGUGUGUCCAGGAGUUCUGUGCCGCCAUGUUCUAUUUUCUAAAGAGCCACACUGACCAUCCUAACCCAGCUGUUAAAUGUACAAAGACAGUGCUAUUUACCUUUUUAAAGAAAGAAAGGGCAUAUUGGAUUUCGCUGGGGUGUUUCAUAUUUGGCCUUUUAAAUGAAAAGGAACAACAGAAGCUGGAGGCAGUGUUUGGCCGCCACCUGUCCCAGGAGACCCUGCAGGAGUGUCACCAGGUCUUGCAGGACAUUGGUGAGAACAAGCAUCUUCAGAAACAGAUAGAUUACUUGGCGUUAUUUUACUGUCUAUUUGAGAUGCAGAAUGAAGGUUUUGUGCGGUGGGCAAUGGACUUCUUCCAAGACGUUAACAUCUGUAUCAUGGACCAUUUGGACUUGAAGGUCUCUUCCUACUGCCUAAGAUACUGCUCCAGCUUGAGGAAGCUCUGGGUCACCAUCCAGAAGGUCUUUCAAGUGGAAAAGGAAGACAACUCUGCGUCAACAUAUAGUAUCCUCUAUUGGCAUGAUGUCUGCUCUGUGCUCACAAACGAGCACUUCAGAGAACUCGAAGUGAGCCACAGUAGCCUCAGUGAGUCAGCUUAUGUAGCUCUGUGUAAUCAGCUGAGGCAUCCCAGCUGCCACCUUCAAAGGCUUCAGAUAAAUAAUACUACCUUUGAUGGUGACAAGGGGCUUUUCUUUGAGGUGCUCACUCACAGUCCAGAUUUGACAUGCCUGAACCUCAAUGGUACAGCACUCUCCCGCAAUGAUGUGAAGUUGCUCUGUGAUGCCCUGAACAAUCCAAUGUGCAACAUAGAACUGCUACUGCUGGAAAAUUGUCUCCUUUCACCGAAGGAUUGUGAAGCCUUUACCUGUGUCCUAAACAGCAACAAGAAUCUGAAGCUUCUUCAUGUAUCCUACAACCUCUUGGACCAAGGUGUGCCCCUGCUGUGUGAGGCCUUGCAGCGCCCUGACUGUGCUCUGGAGGGCUUGAUAUUAACUUCCUGUUACCUCACUGAACGCUCCUGGAAAAGCCUCCACAAUGUUCUUCUGUGUAACAAGAGCUUGACCCAUCUAGACCUCAGUGUCAACGUCCUGAGAUACGAAGACUUGAAGGUUCUCUGUGACGCCUUGAAGCAGCCGAGCUGCCAACUGUGGUCACUCUGUCUGGUGAAAUGCUCCAUCACUGCCGAAGGCUGCAGAGACCUCGCCUCGGUCUUCACUGGCAAUUCGAACCUGAAAAUCCUGUAUAUCAGCUACAAUGACCUAGAAGAUGUUGGCGUGAAGCUGCUGUGUGAGGGUCUGGCACAUCCCAACUGUCACAUAGAAAUCCUCGGGCUGGCUAGGUGCAAGCUAACCAGCGCCUGCUGUGGGGACCUCUCCCGGGUCCUCACCAGCAGUAAAACGCUGCAGAGUCUGAACCUGAAAGGAAACGCCCUGGACCCCGACGGAGUGGCGGUGCUGUGUGAAGCCCUGAGACACCCAGAGUGCACCCUGCAGCUUCUCGGGCUGCAAAAAACUGAUUUUGAUGAGGAAACUCAGAUACUCCUGAAGGCUGCAGAGGAGCAAAAACCUUCCUUGACAAUUAUAAGCACCUACUGACUCGACUCCUGACUCCAGCGCACCUGCAGACGAGUUACCAGAGCCCUCACUCCUGCCUACUCUGUCCCUGGGAAUUGCAGUUCCAGACACUGAUGUGAACCCUGAUCUUUCUGCGGCCCCCAAUUUGGAUACUUCAGAUACUAUGUGUGUGUGUGGUUUUUAUUUG
Suricata suricatta (meerkat) is the source of this 3121-nucleotide messenger RNA. It is a transcript of the gene NLRP4, whose product is annotated as NLR family pyrin domain containing 4. Gene Ontology annotation, biological process: regulation of inflammatory response. Gene Ontology annotation, molecular function: protein binding. The record is from RefSeq and is a predicted model, not a curated record. Bases 1 to 2955 code for a protein of 984 amino acids. Gene Ontology annotation, cellular component: cytoplasm. The transcript is spliced from 9 exons. NCBI's taxonomy places the organism in Eukaryota, Metazoa, Chordata, Mammalia, Carnivora, Herpestidae.